CAGCCGUCAGUAGCUCGAGUAGCACUAGUGACCGGGGGGACAGGAUAUCCACAGCCAAUUCAUUGAUAAAACAAACUCUGUGGACUCUGCAGCACUCAACAACAUCCUAACACGGGGGUAACGGACAGGAACUGGUUGCAGUGCGAUCACCCCGCUCCAGCUGUUGGGACAUGGCCAGGCCGGAACAGGUUCUGCUCUUGGAGCCUCAGCACGAACUGAAAUUCCGAGGUCCAUUCUCAGACGUGGUCACCACAAAUCUCAAGCUCUCCAACCCUACAGACAGGAAUGUGUGUUUCAAGGUUAAGACGACGGCGCCGCGCCGGUACUGUGUGCGGCCAAACAGUGGAAUCAUCGAUGCGGGCACCUCAAUCAACGUCUCGGUUAUGUUACAACCCUUCGAAUACGACCCUAAUGAGAAGAGUAAGCAUAAGUUCAUGGUCCAGUCGAUGCUAGCACCACCUGACAUGACUGACAUGGAGGGAGUGUGGAAGGAGGCUAAGCCUGAUGAAUUGAUGGACUCAAAGCUGAGGUGUGUUUUUGACAUGCCGGUGGAGAACGAAAAAACGCAUGACAUCGAGUCCAACAAGAUGAUGUCGUCCAGCUUGCUGAAGUCAGACUCCUCCACGCUGCCUCCAAAGUCAAUGAGCUCCACCCUGGAUGACGGGGAGGUAAAGAAGAUCAUGGAGGAGUGUAAGAGGCUGCAGAUGGAGGCUCAGAGGCUACGGGAAGAAAACAAACAGAUCAGGGAGGAUGAUGGUCUGCGGAUGAGGAAGAGCAACGUGAUGUCAUCUCAGCACUCCUCAAUGGGCAUGAAGAAAGAGGAGGGGUUGAGCGCCCGCACGAUUGCCCUCAUCGUGCUCUUCUUUGUGGUGGGCGUCAUCGUGGGCAAGUUGGUCUUGUAGACAGCAGCGCAGUUCGGUUCGGCCGCAGCAUGCUUUCCUUUAGGGGGAUGAAAAACAAACACGGGAUUUGGGAUUUUGGAUCAGAAAUGCCAUAUCCGCUGGGUGGGGGGUCGUACUAGUUUUGAUUCAGUCUCAUUUAUGUAAAAAAAAGAAAAAUUUCAAAAGGUAAUGUAUGAGAAAACAAAGAAGAAAAAAACGAUUCAUCAUCUUAUGAACAAACCUACUGUUACAGGUCUUGCCUCUACGUAAUCAUCACAUAAUCAUUCUGGCGCUCUUUCCCAAAGUUUCAUGUAUACAGAUGACUGGUUCUGUCGGGGCAGGGGGGUAAUGGAAACAUGAUUUAAUGCUAGUGAUCCAGACCAAUUUUCUUACACCGGCGAGGUAGUCUUGGUGCGACUGAGUCAGUUUGCAAUUGUGUGAAUGUCAUUUUAGUGUAUUGUUGUUUCUUUUUCUAAAUGACGGAGGCCAGAGCCUAUGUAUAUGUAUACGUAAUCCCCCCACUGUACAGUAUAUCCAGGUGUUCCUUCCAGCUAAACCCCCUUUAAGGAAGGGAUUUACCAGAGAGAUGAUCCACACAGUCGGGGUUACACACACAGGGCUAUCAAACUGACUCCUGCGAUCAGAGGCUUUGUAAAAUCAGCUCGUCUUUGAUUGUAGAACAACAUUGAUCAUGUAUGAAACACUAUACCAUAGGUAUUUUCUUUCCUCGUGUUGUUUUUUAUUUACCUUAUUCCCAUCACCUGUCACUCAGUGCUCACCACACCCCCCGGUUGUCAGAGGGGGGAUGUUUGAUUGCAUGCGUUCACACACUUGAGUGUUGCAUCUGGACUUUUGAAUCUAAUUUAAACUGCUUUUUUAAUGGUGAUAAUAAUAUGUCAUUUGGCUGUAGGUUUGCACAACUACAUUUUCAGAUUUUCUUUCUCUCUUGUUUCAUUUUUAUGAUUUUGUUGGGUUUUCUUUGUUGUUAGGGUUAAAGCAUUUAAGAAUAUUGCAGCUACCAGACAUGAGCUCCAGAUUUGUAGGAUUAGAUGAUGAUUAGAUGAAAGGCUUGCCUUGUGACCUAUUUGGGCAAGUUAUUCUCAGGCCAAGAUGGAAGAGUAUAUAUAAUAUAUAUAUAUAUAUAUACACACACACACACACACACACACACACACACACACAGAAAGCAUGCAUACAUAUAGUGAGAAAUGGACAGGAGGUGCAUGUAAAGGCGACUAGUUAUGUGUUUCCCUUACAACAUCAACAAAACCAAGGUCCCAUUUCAGUGUCCUCACAAAGGGACCUUGGUCUUUUCCAGCUCUUUUUUUCUUGUUUUCUCAUAUUUUCCUACUGAGCCAUACAUUUGUUGACGUUCUGUUUUGUUUGAGGCAAAUGUAUGUCAGAGAUCAGCUGAGUGUUUCAAGCUGCCUGCUCCAGCUCUCUGCUGCUGGCCAUUUUCUGCAGUUUUUUUCUCACUCCACUGCAGGCCUGUGUUCAGUUUUUGGGUGUUCGUUCAGCAUUUAUCCGUUGCUUUUUAAUGUUAUAUCCUCACUGCAUUUGAAGUCGUGUUCAUUUUUAAUGCACUAAGAUUAAGUGUGUCUCUCCUUUGAUCUUCCUGCAGCAUACUUUUCUUUUUCUCAAGUGAGAGGGAGUAAAAAAGAAAAAAAAAAAUCAUACAGCCAAGCUUAUAUCCUUGAGGGGACCACAUUAUGACAUUGUACUGUUCCAGAGCUGGUGGUUAUUUUUUUGGUUAAAAAUAAACAAAAACAUACUCUCAAAUUGUUUCAUCUCAAAAUUUGCAUGAGAGGGUAAAAAAGCAAUGAAGAGUGUCACUCUACAAUAUUUGAAGGAAAAAGAGCAGUUCUUAUUUUUAUCCCCCUGUAUCAGCCUAAGAUGCAGGACUGCAUUACCCUUUGUUAAGAAUAAUUACAAAAUCUACCGUCUUUUCAUGUUUAGAGGAGUGGAGGAUGAUGGGUGUGACUGUUGGGUUAAGAGAUUAAAAUAUACAAGCUUGUGUUUCUACUGUUUCUCUGUAAAGUUGUUGGGUUGAGGAUGACUUGCUGCUUAGAGGGAGGGCAGAGCAGACCUGAGCUACAGUCCCAAAUUGGGUUAUCAGACCUGGGUCAUGUAGUACUUGCAGAAAAUUCUUGUUCACUGAGUCCUGGUUGGAGUAUCAGAACAUUUUACAUGGAAAAACAUAUUUCAAAGUACCAGAAUAUACUGUUAUGUGAUGAAUAAUUUAUGACUGUCCUGCUCUGAUGCACCAGUGUUGUACUCCAAGCAGGAUUAAACAAACAAUUACAUGUGAAUACUAAUUGAUCCAGGCCCUGUUGUAAAACACACUACACUGACCUGUCCUGGAGUCUCUGACCAUCACCGUGAUCAAUGUAAGCAGUCGGCAAACUGUUUUGUAUGUAUAUAAAUAAAUAAAUAAGUCUAUCUGAGAAGAUGAUUAAUAUUCCUAGUUCAAGUAGUCUCUCUGGUGUAUAAAAACAACCCAACCUGGUUGGACUAUGUAGCAUCUUAAUAAAUUAAAUGAAUAAAGCCCCUAA
Centropristis striata (black sea bass) is the source of this 3433-nucleotide messenger RNA. Its product is annotated as vesicle-associated membrane protein-associated protein B/C-like. Lineage: Eukaryota; Metazoa; Chordata; Actinopteri; Perciformes; Serranidae. Gene Ontology annotation, biological process: endoplasmic reticulum membrane organization. The record is from RefSeq and is a predicted model, not a curated record. The transcript is spliced from 6 exons. Gene Ontology annotation, cellular component: endoplasmic reticulum membrane; plasma membrane. Gene Ontology annotation, molecular function: FFAT motif binding. Bases 171 to 902 code for a protein of 243 amino acids.